AUGCAGCCCUGGUGACAACCGCAGUCUGCCGACGCCGCCAUGGGGAACAAGCUGAGCUGCUCGUGUGCGCCACUCAUCCGCAAGGCGUACCGCUACGAGGACUCUCCGUGGCAGACGUCGCGCCGCAGGGAUGGUCACCUGCUCAGGCUGUGGGCCGAAGUAUUCCACGUGAGCGCCAGCGGCGCCGGCACCGUCAAGUGGCAACAGGUGAGCGAGGACCUGGUGCCUGUCAACAUCACGUGCAUCCAGGACUCGCCCGAGUGCGUCUUCCACAUCACGGCCUACAACAGCCAGGUCGACAAGAUCCUCGACGUCCGGCUCGUGCAGCCAGGAACUCGGAUCGGACAAGCGUCAGAAUGCUUCGUAUAUUGGAAGGAUCCAAUGACCAACGAUACCUGGGGUCUCAACUUCACAUCUCCUAUCGACGCUAAACAAUUCAGAGAAUGCUGCUCGCCGUCGUUCAAGUUCUCACGCAAGGCGUCGUCGUCGUACUCGCUGAAACUGGAGCCGCCGAGCAAGCAGAAGCUGAAGGCGAAGCGCAAGCCGCUGUCGACGCCGGCCAGCCCAUCGCGCUCUCGCGAGCCGCAGUGCACCUGCAUGACGGCCGAGCAGUACGCGCGCCUGCGCGCCCAGGACCCGCGCUACAGAGGGUCCGCCACGCUGCCGCGGGCGCAAACUCGCGGCACAGACACGGACGCGGCGCCGGGCUCCCGCGGGGACAAGGUAACGGCGGCCACCUCCAGCACCUCCCUGUACGACAACGUGAGUGGCGGGGGCGGCGCCGGGGCUGGCGUCGGCGGUGGCAAGGCGUCUUCGUCGACGCUACCGGGCGGUGGCGGCGGCGCGGCGGGCGGCGGCGGCCGGCAGACGCGGGACCGCGGCACGCAGCAGCAGGACGCCGCCACCAACGGCUCCCUCAAGGCCUCCUCCGCGGGGGCGGCGCCGGCGGCGGCGUCUGCCGCGACCGGGACGGCAUCCGCGUCGGUGGGAACGCAGCAGAACCACGUGGGCUCGCAGGCAUCGGCCGGGCCGCCGGAGGAGGCGUCCAAGAGCGAGGGCACGCAGGCCGGCGGCACGCUGGGUGGCAGCCGGCUGGGCGGCCUGGGGGCGGCGGGGGCGGCGCCGGGCGCGGGAGGCGGCCGCCGCGACGCGCACACCCACGCGCACCACCACGUGCUCGCCGCCACCAAGUCGGUCGACUACCCGGAUACGGACAUGGUGCGCGAGGCGGAGCUGCGCGCCGCCCACCACCACAACCUCAACAACAACAACAAUAACAAUAACAACAAUAAUAAUAACAAUAACAACAACAACAACAACCGGCGAUCCAAGAGCAAGAGCACCGACGACAUGAGCGUAGGCGGCGUCUCGCUGGACUCGAACACGCUGAAGCGCAUGCUGAAGCCGAUGCCGUCGCAGCAGGAGAGCCCGGUGACCUCGCCGGAGAUGACGCGCCGGCGCUACAACUACUACAACCACGGCCACCACCACCACCAUCACCACCACCACGGCGGCGCCAUCAACAACAACGGCCGGCACGUGCUGUCGGAGCCCGAGUCGAACCACCACCGGUCGGGCGGCCGCUUCUCCGCGUCGCGCUCCUCGCACGAGAUCGGGCGCGGCUACGGCGGCGGCGGGCGCGGCCUCUACCUGGAGCUGGACGCGCGCGGGGGCGGCGUGGGCAGCUGCGGCGACCUGUCGCCCCCCUCGGACAACGUGCUGUUCGACAACCAGUGCUACGCGACGACGCCCAGCUCGAGCAACGGCAACUCGGACCUGGACCAGCCCGCGUCGACGGCGCCCGGCACCGGCCAGGCCACGCCCACGCCCGGCUCGCCCACGUCGCGCCUGCUGCUCGAGUACGAGAUGCACCUGCGCAACACGCUGGCCAAGGGCAUGGACGCCGAGAGCUACAGCCUGCACACGUUCGAGGCGCUGCUCACGCAGAGCAUGGAGAACCUGGAAUCCAUUUUGUCAAGUAAGCGAUCCCAGGAGGAACUACCGCAGCAGGAGCCACCGCUGGUGCAACCGCCUCCACUGCAGCAGCUGCAGCAGCAGCUACAGCAGCAACAACAGCAGCAACACCAACAACAGCAACCCCAACUGCUGCAGCAGCAGCCGCAACAACCGCAACCGCAGCAGCAGCAGCAACAGCAACAGCAAAAGUCAGUGGAACAACAGCACAGGGAGCAGCACCUGCAAAGGCUGCACCUACAGUUGCAGCAGCUGCUGCUGCAGUACCAACAGCAACAGCAACAACAGCAGCAGCAACAACAGCAACAGCAGAAGCAGCAGCAGCUGCAGCAAGCGCCUAAAAAGCCGCAGACUGGUCGGCCGCAGCAGAAACCAGUGCGGCAGUUGCUGCAGCAACCGAACGGGCGCCAAACCACCCCGCGGGUGCAAGAUGGCCGCCAGUCGGCCACCUGGCGGCCGGAGACUCAACAAGCUAAAGGCAAACCGCCUUCCGCCGCGGGCGCCGCGCAGCGGCAGGAGACGGAACUGCAACGCUUACUGCAGCACCUCAAGCUGGAAAUGUCUGUGGAAGAGCUACACGCCAAACUGCGUGAGAUUCUGGAGAAACGAGAGUUCGCUGAAAGUCUUCCUGGAUCCACGCAGCGCAGCCCGUAUCCAUCUAGAAGGCGUCCGGGCAGCAGCGCCAGCAUGAACAAGUCGUCGACCCUGCCGCUGCCGCACCGCGCCGUGGAGCGGCCGGCCUCCAGCGCAAGCAGGGACCGGGACCGGGACCGGGACAGGGAUAGGGACAGAGACCGCGAGGGCUACUACAGCGACCGCAACGAGCUCAUCCGGGAGCGCGAGCGCGAGAGGGAGCGCGAGAGGGAGCGCGGCUACCUCAGCGACCACAACUCCAGGUACCGGGACAGAGACCGCGAGGGCUACUACAGCGACCGCAACGAGCUGCUGCGAGAGCGGGAGAGGGAGCGAGAGAGGGAGCGCGACCGAGACGCCGGCUACCUCAGCGACCACAACUCCAGGAACAUCUUCGACCGGCAGGACAGCCUGCGCUCCGACUACAUGAGCGACCGCGAGAGCCGCUACGGCAUCGUGCAGCAAGCCUCCAUCGAGAGCACGGACUCGCGCCUCUGCUACCUCACCUCCUCUGAGUGGUCGCUGCGCUGGAGCAGGCAGCUGCACGAGUGCAGUGAAAGCAGAAUGGCACUCGUGGCCGCCUGCGUGUGACAGCGGAGAGCGCACACAGCUCUGCCCACACAUGUUACUCGCAGCGAAAUAUUGUCAC
This is a messenger RNA of Schistocerca nitens (vagrant locust), 3256 nucleotides long. Its product is annotated as protein still life, isoform SIF type 1-like. Bases 40 to 3198 code for a protein of 1052 amino acids. NCBI's taxonomy places the organism in Eukaryota, Metazoa, Arthropoda, Insecta, Orthoptera, Acrididae. Gene Ontology annotation, molecular function: guanyl-nucleotide exchange factor activity. The transcript has 11 exons. Gene Ontology annotation, cellular component: membrane; synapse. The record is from RefSeq and is a predicted model, not a curated record. Gene Ontology annotation, biological process: small GTPase-mediated signal transduction; activation of GTPase activity; positive regulation of axonogenesis.